Molecule: messenger RNA, 4270 nt
Organism: Phycodurus eques (leafy seadragon)
Lineage: Eukaryota; Metazoa; Chordata; Actinopteri; Syngnathiformes; Syngnathidae
Gene: ctr9
Product: CTR9 homolog, Paf1/RNA polymerase II complex component
Exons: 23
Coding region: 109-3681 (1190 amino acids)
Biological process (GO): RNA processing; regulation of DNA-templated transcription
Cellular component (GO): Cdc73/Paf1 complex
Molecular function (GO): RNA polymerase II complex binding
Source: RefSeq, a predicted model, not a curated record
CAAUCCGCGUGCUGGCUUCCGGCCGCAUCGACUGAAGAUCAAACAUCUCGCGACGACUCUUUUCAUAAUUCCGAUUUUUAACUGCAAUCGGGCUUUUCCUCCUCCAAGAUGUCUCGAGGGUCCAUCGAAAUCCCUCUGCGGGACACAGAUGAGGUCAUUGAGCUUGACUUCGACCAACUUCCGGAAGGCGACGAGGUCAUCAGUAUCCUGAAGCAGGAGCACACGCAGCUGCACAUAUGGAUCGCCUUGGCGUUGGAGUAUUACAAGCAGGGCAAAACGGAGGACUUUGUCAAACUUCUCGAGGCGGCGCGUAUCGACGGGAACCUGGACUACAGAGACCACGAGAAGGAUCAGAUGACCUGUCUGGACACUCUGGCAGCUUACUACGUGCAGCAGGCGCGCAAAGAGAAGAACAAAGAUGCCAAGAAAGAGCUCAUCACGCAGGCCACGCUGUUGUACACGAUGGCAGACAAGAUCAUCAUGUACGAUCAAAACCAUUUGCUGGGAAGAGCUUGUUUUUGCCUGCUGGAAGGGGACAAGAUGGACCAGGCCGACGCUCAGUUCCAAUUUGUCCUCAACCAGUCCACCAAUAACAUCCCCGCUUUGCUUGGCAAGGCGUGCAUCUCCUUCAAUAAAAAGGAUUACAGAGGAGCGCUGGCGUACUACAAGAAGGCGCUGCGUACGAACCCCGGCUGUCCAGCUGAGGUCAGGCUGGGUAUGGGCCACUGCUUUGUCAAGCUCAACAAAUUGGAGAAAGCUCGCUUGGCGUUCGGCCGCGCCCUGGAACUCAACCCCAAAUGCGUGGGAGCCCUCGUCGGCUUGGCCGUGCUCGAGCUCAACAACAAGGAGGCUGACUCCAUCAAGAACGGAGUGCAGCUUCUGUCGCGCGCCUACACCAUCGACCCCAGCAACCCCAUGGUGCUCAACCACCUCGCCAACCACUUUUUCUUCAAGAAGGACUACAGCAAAGUGCAGCAUCUGGCUCUGCAUGCUUUCCACAACACGGAAGUGGAGGCCAUGCAGGCGGAGAGCUGCUACCAGUUGGCUCGAUCUUUUCACGUGCAGGAGGACUAUGACCAGGCCUUUCAGUAUUACUACCAGGCCACACAGUUUGCCUCGUCCACCUUCGUCUUGCCCUUCUUCGGCCUGGGACAGAUGUACGUUUAUCGAAGAGACAAAGAGAAUGCAGCCCAGUGCUUUGAAAAGGUUUUAAAGGCCUACCCGAACAACUACGAGACCAUCAAAAUUCUGGGCUCCCUAUACGCAACGUCCGACGACCAGGAAAAGCGAGACAUUGCCAAGGGUCAUCUAAAGAAAGUAACAGAGCAGUACCCGGACGACGUGGAGGCCUGGAUCGAGCUGGCCCAGAUCCUGGAGCAGACCGACAUCCAAGGGGCUCUGUCUGCGUACGGCACGGCCACCCGCAUCCUGCAGGAGAAGGUGCAGGCGGAUGUGCCCCCAGAGAUCCUCAACAACCUGGGGGCGCUUCACUUCCGACUGGGCAACCUAGAAGAAGCCAAGAAAUACUUCCUGGCGUCUCUGGAUCGGGCCAAAGCCGAGGGCGAGCACGACGAGCACUACUACAACGCCAUUUCCGUCACCACCUCCUACAACCUGGCGCGUCUGUACGAGGCCAUGUGCGAGUUCCACGAAGCGGAAAAGCUUUACAAAAACAUCCUGAGAGAGCAUCCCAACUAUGUCGACUGCUAUUUGCGACUCGGUGCGAUGGCGCGUGACAAAGGCAAUUUCUACGAAGCUUCUGAUUGGUUCAAAGAGGCCCUGCAGAUUAAUCAGGAUCACCCAGACGCCUGGUCCCUCAUCGGGAACCUUCACUUGGCCAAACAGGAGUGGGGGCCGGGUCAAAAGAAGUUUGAGCGUAUCCUGAAGCAGUCGUCGACGCAGAACGACACCUACUCCAUGCUGGCUCUGGGCAACGUGUGGCUGCAGACCCUCCACCAGCCCACCAGAGACAGGGAGAAGGAAAAGAGACAUCAGGAUCGCGCCUUGGCCAUUUACAAACAGGUCCUGCGAAACGAUGCCAAGAAUCUCUACGCUGCCAAUGGAAUCGGUGCCGUCCUGGCCCAUAAGGGCUACUUCAGAGAGGCCCGGGACGUGUUUGCGCAGGUGAGGGAGGCCACGGCCGACAUCAGCGACGUGUGGUUGAAUCUGGCUCACAUCUACGUGGAGCAGAAGCAGUACAUCAGCGCCGUGCAGAUGUACGAGAACUGCCUGAAGAAGUUUUACAAGCACCAGAACACGGAGGUGUUGCUCUACUUGGCGCGGGCGCUCUUUAAAUGUGGCAAACUUCAGGAGUGCAAGCAGAUGCUGCUAAAGGCACGCCACGUGGCGCCCAACGACACAGUGCUGAUGUUCAACGUGGCCCUGGUGCUUCAGCGGCUCGCCACUCUGGUGCUCAAGGAUGAGAAGAGCAACCUGAAGGCUGUGCUGAGCUCCGUCAAGGAGCUGGAACUCGCUCACAGGUAUUUCAGUUACCUGAGCAAAGCUGGAGACAAGAUGAGAUUUGACCUUGCGCACGCAGCAUCCGAAGCCAGGCAGUGCUCCGACCUGCUGAGCCAGGCUCAGUACCACGUGGCGCGGGCCAGAAAGCAGGACGAGGAGGAGAAGGAACUCCGGGCCAAACAAGAACAAGAGCGCGACCUGCUGCGCCAACAGUUGAUGAAGGAGCAGGAGGAGAAGAAGAGCCGUGAGGCUGAGGAGCAGAAGAAACUGCUGGAGCAGAGAGCUCUGUAUGUGGAGAAGACCAAAAACCUGCUCACCUUCGCAGAGGGCGCCUCAAAGGAGAAGAGGAAGGGAGGUGGAGGACGUCGCAAGAAGGGCGGCGACAUGGACGAGUUUGUCAAUGACGACUCCGACGAAGAUCUGCCCGUGAAGAAGAAGAAGAAGAGGGCAGCCAGCGGGAGCGAGCAGGACGAGGACGAGGACGGCGAGAAGAAGGCCCGCCGGAAGAGGAAGAAAGCGGCGAGAGGCGACGACAACGACAGCGACGACGAGGACGGAGGAACUCAAAUCAAGAAGCAGCGCAAAACCAAAGAGCGCAAGAGGAUCGAAAAGCCUCAGCUUGAGCGUCCUCCGCCUUCUCUCAAAGGGAAGAUCAAGUCGAAGGCAAUCAUCUCAUCCUCCGAGUCUUCAGACGAGGAUGGCCUGAAAAUAGCAGAGGACAGGAACCAAAGAGAAAGCGGUUCCGGAUCCGACGAUGACAACGACGGCGACCACAGGAAGCGGAUCAUAUCAGAAAGUGACUCGGACGCCGGGAGGAACCGCUCCGGCAGCGAGGCGGGCAGCCCUCAGCGAUCCGUGGGCAGCCCCCGGCGCUCGGCGGGCUCCGACGACAACGAUGGCGACUCUGGUAGCGAUCGUCCGGGGAAGAAGAGGAGGGUGCAGCGGCAGUCCGACUCGGACCGGUCGCCCCAGCGCUCGGCGGGCUCCGACGACAACGAUGACGACUCUGGUAGUGACCGUCCGGGGAAGAAGAGGAGCGUGCAGCGGCGGUCCGACAACGAGAGCAAGAGGUCGGGAUCGGACGAUGAGUCCCGGCCCGGUUCCCCUGUUGUGGCGUCUGAGCGGGAAUCGGAACCGGGUUCUGACAACGAGGGCUCUCCACCCCGCUCUGACAACGGAUCGGAACCCGCGGGCUCCGACAACGAUGAUGACAGUGAUUAACGAUCUAACUAACGAUCCCCGUUUAUGGCAACAAUGACACCGAUUAAGAUUGCCCAUACUGAAAAUGAGCUUAGAAAAGUCUUUAUUUUUUUUUAUUUUUUUUUGUGUACCGCAUCCAUCCACCCAUUUUCUGAGCCGCUUUUCUGGAGCAGGAGGCGGGGUACACCCUGAACUGGUUGCCAGCCAAUCGCAGGGCUUGUACAGCAUUAUCAUGUCUUAUUCUGUCAUGUCGAAUGACAAAGAAAAGAAUGCUUCUCACUUUUCCACACUUAGCUUAAGUUUUUAAUCCAAUGAGGAGGGAAGCAGCACUCUCACUCCACUCUUGCCUUUGGUUAAACCACACCGAAUAUGCGACUAGUCUCUGGCCCUGCCUCAGCCCCUGGCAACUGAAUUCUGGCCUGUUUUACUGCCCCUUCCUCCACAUGGUAUCAAAAAAAUAAGUUAUAGUAAAAUUUGGAAAAUGUAAAAGCCUUGAGUCAAGAUUUAAACAUUAUGCGCUCAACAUGUUUGUAUGUUAUUUUUUUUUUCUCUCGGUAAGGUCACAUUCCAAAAACGUGCAUCUUGGGUUCAUUAAAGACUUUAACAUUGC